Messenger RNA from Daphnia pulicaria, 2730 nucleotides. RefSeq names its product ATP-dependent RNA helicase DDX54-like. The record is from RefSeq and is a predicted model, not a curated record. The transcript has 10 exons. Gene Ontology annotation, molecular function: RNA helicase activity; ATP binding; RNA binding. The coding region runs from base 131 to 2608 and encodes 825 amino acids. Gene Ontology annotation, cellular component: nucleus. NCBI's taxonomy places the organism in Eukaryota, Metazoa, Arthropoda, Branchiopoda, Diplostraca, Daphniidae.
GUUCGGACGGACGAAAAGUCGUCUGCUGUGAGCCAGACCACGUUGUGUUUUAACUUUUAAGUUGUAAAGACCGAAGACCAGCAGUUUGAAGUGUCAGCACCUCAGCGGGUUACUUCAAUUUAUUUUAAAGAUGCCCGAGCUUCAAGGGUUUGGAGAUGGAGGAUAUCAAUCAGAAGCUGAGCUUGAUACACGAGCUCUGGUUCAAGAACAGAAUCGUAAAAAGAAAAAAUCAGGUGGUUUCCAGUCGAUGGGCCUUAGUUACAAUGUUUACCAUGGAAUAAUGAAAUGUGGUUAUAAAAUACCAACACCAAUUCAAAGAAAAUGUAUUCCUUUAAUCAUGGAAAAAAAAGAUGUCGUAGCCAUGGCCAGAACUGGCAGUGGCAAAACUGCCUGCUUCUUAAUUCCUUUAUUUGAAAGGCUCCAAGCACACUCCACCAUAGGAACUCGUGCACUUAUUAUGUCCCCUACAAGAGAAUUGGCAUUACAGACUUUGAAAUUUACUCGAGAGCUUGGUAAAUUCACAGGGCUGAAAGCAGCUACCAUUCUUGGAGGAGAUUCUAUGGAAGCUCAAUUUGCGGCAAUGCAUGAAAUACCGGAUAUCAUUAUUGCAACACCUGGACGAUUUGCCCAUCUUUGUGUUGAAAUGGAAUUAAAACUCAAGGAAAUUGAAUAUGUGGUUUUUGAUGAAGCCGACAGACUUUUUGAGAUGGGAUUUGGGGAGCAGCUGUUGGAGAUUUUGAAUCGACUACCGGAAUUGAGGCAGACUCUCCUUUUCUCCGCUACUCUUCCAAAACUGCUCGUUGAUUUCACCAAAGCUGGACUAACUGACCCUGUCCUUGUCAGAUUGGAUGUUGAUUCAAAAUUACCUGAAGCACUGAAAUUGGGUUUUGUAUUUUGUCCGUGUGAAUCGAAAGCGUCUGUUCUUCUUCAUUUACUACGCAAUGCAGUCAAGUCGGGGGAACUGACACUUGUGUUUGCAGCGACCAUGCAUCACGUGGAAUAUUUGCACUUGUUGCUUGACAAAGCUGGCAUCUCUAAUACCUACAUUUACUCCAGUUUGGAUCAAGCUGCGCGUAAAAUCCAUGCAGCCAAAUUUCAAACAAAGCAAACACAUGUUAUGAUCACUACGGACGUUGCGGCCCGUGGUAUUGAUAUCCCACUUCUGGAUAACGUUAUCAAUUAUAAUUUCCCGGCUAAAGCAAAACUUUUUGUUCACAGAGUCGGACGUGUUGCCCGUGCUGGACGUUCUGGUUGCGCUUAUUCCCUGGUUGCUCUUGAUGAACUACCAGCUUUAGUAGAUCUGCAUCUCUUCCUGGGACGGCCGGUUAAACAGAUUCCGCAAGAUGGACUCGGGAAGGAUGUCGACUGGGACGGCUUUCUUGGUCGCGUCGGCCAGACUGUAAUAGACGAUGGAAGUAGUGCCAUGACGCUCUGGCAUCAAGAAUCAGUAGAACUUCAAAACAUGAUCAAGGUCUACACUUCAGCUUACAAGCAAUACAAACGUUCAUGCCCACCUCCUUCGCACGAAUCAGUCAAGAAGGCGAAAGAAAUCAAGCUUGAACUUUUAGGCCCUCAUCCUGUGUUUGUUGCAGAAAGUUCUGAACUCGAAGGAGAUCGGCUAAACUUGUUGGAACAGAUGAAGAGCUAUCGUCCUCAUCACACUAUAUUUGAAAUUGGUGUAACAGCCAAUUCCGUGAAAGCUAAAGUUAUGUUAGAAAAACGCAUCAAACAUCAAAGGAUCAUCAUUAAGCAGAAAAAUGCGAAUAUGAAACAGAGCGAAACGAAACCAUCAGACGAGCCUGAAAGUAGUGGUGUUCCACAGGAAGAAGCCAACGAAGAAUUGGUUCAAGAGGCUUUCAGUACCGUUAUAGCCCAAAAGAAACGGACCAGCCGAAAACCAUUUGAUCCCAACCAAUCCAAGAAGAGACGACUUCAGUCUCAAACAACCAAGGACGAAGAAAACUACAUUAAUUACAAUUCGAAGGAUCACCAGACGGAAUCGGGAUUGGCCCUGGGUUGUGAUUUUGGACGAGCUGCCGCUGAUGCGGUUCUGGAUUUGACAGGUGAUGAUGACCAGGAACUUCGUAAACAGAGGAGCCUCUUAAAGUGGGAUCGAAAGAAGAAGAAGUUUAUCGGAGAGGACGAUACCAAGAAGCGUAAGAUCCGUACCGAAUCUGGUGUUUGGAUUCCAGCUACAUACAAAACUGACCGUUACGAGAGAUGGAAGGACAAAUCUAAGGUUGACCAAAACGACCCAGCUAGUGAGGAUUCGGGUGAUGAUGAAAAGGUUGGCAAUCGUAAUGCACCUGCUCGGUUCGAUGGAGGUUAUCAGAGACGAGGUAUCCCUAUGGGGAUGAAUCUUGAAGGACGAUUGGGAAGCUUACCAAAGAAUCAUCCAGCCAUGGUCAAGGCUUGGGCUGAGGUUAAGCAAGGUGGACAGCGUGUGCGUGACGAGGUGAAGCGCCCUGAGCAAAUCGAGAAGGCUCGCAAAUUGAAGGAGAAGGCUCGACUGCGUGGAAAUAAGGAAAUUCGGAUAAAACUUCAAAUGAAGCAAAAGAAGCCAACUUUGAAGACCAAACAAAAGAAGGGUGGUAAAAGGCGAAGGUAAACAACUGAAAAUCGGUGCGUGCUACGUGAUCUGUAAGGCGCUUCUUUCCUUUUUUGUCAAUCGCAAUUUCUAUUGUGACGAGAAUUAAGGAAAACUGCCAAUACAAAGUAUGUUGUCGCGUA